AUGGCGAAAGGAGGAAACAAACUGAUGAAGCUUAAGUCAGUUUUAAAGAAGCUUAAUUCAUUCAACACCAAGUCCAACCAACCACCGGCAACUCCGGCCAAUCACGGUCGAUCCUCCUCGGUGAGUGCAUUUCCCUCUGGAGACCUUCACACCGUCUACGUCGGCCGAACACGACGGCCUUACCGCGUCAGCCCCGACGUCGUGAACCACCCACUCUUCCAGCAGCUAGCGGCGGUGGACGGUGGAUGCGGCGGCGAGGACGGUUCGAUCGUCGUGUCGUGCGAGGUUGUCUUGUUUGAGCAUUUGCUUUGGAUGCUCGAGAACGCCGUCGCCGACGAGUCACGUCCCGAGUCAGUCCACGAACUCGUCGAAUUCUACGCUUGUUAA
This is a messenger RNA of Arabis nemorensis, 387 nucleotides long. Lineage: Eukaryota; Viridiplantae; Streptophyta; Magnoliopsida; Brassicales; Brassicaceae. The record is from the annotation of a GenBank genome assembly.